CUGGCGACUGCACAAGAAAAACUUGAAAGCCUUCGGGCAGCUCGGCGAAGCUCAUCAGGCGUCUCAGCAGCCUCAAUUCUUUCUGUUUCAUCAUCCACGCUUUCACAAGCGAUUUCUUCAAUCGACAAUGGAAAAAGUGCAGUUAUUAUUGAGCUAGGCACGAAGUUCACAAAAUUGGGAAGUGCUGGAGAAACAACUCCUCGCGCAAUACUCCGCACCGAAUAUAUCAAUGAAAACGGUGUGAAAAUUGAUGCAAAUGAGAUUUUCGCGCUAAAUGAUAGGAAGAAGGCUGCAGAAAAACCUGUGGAAUAUCACGAGAACAUAAUCUCUCAAUUUUUCAAGUUUCUAUUCCUCAAAGCUCUCGCUCCAACCGACAGACCAUUUAUAAUUGUUGAAAGUGUAUUUAUGUCAAUCGAUAUGCGAAAUGCGAUCACAAAAACGGUUCUCGAAAAACUUCGCGCAAAAUCAAUCAUGUUUAUGCCAACUCAUAUAUGCUCUACAUUCGCCUUCAACUCUUCCAAAGCUCUAGUAAUUGAUAUUGGACAUUCGGAAUGUGUUGCAAUGCCAGUUAUCGAAGGUGUAACAAUGUUGAGUGAAUUUGAAAGUGCACAUUUGAUAAGUGGAAAAAUAAUUGAGCAAAGAUGUCGAGAAUUAUUAAAGGAACAUGGGCAAAUUGAUGAAAUUAAUGGGGAAAGACGCGGAUUGAAUGACACGGAUUUCGAGGAAAUUGACAGCAAUAAUCUAAUUGAAACCAUUGCUAUAAACUCGAUUUGUAUUGGAAAAGAAAGAGCGCAGAUUUGGAAAAGUGGGAAAAUUCCGGAGAAGGAAUUGUUAAAGGAACAUGUUUUUGCAAUGAAUGGGAAGAAUCUUAUUAUUCCUCCAAUUGUACUGUAAGUGAAGAAAAAAUAAAGAAAUGAAAAGAAAAAGUUCACGUGAAAAUUACACGUUUAUUUUUCACGUCUAAAAAUAAAAACUAUAUUUUUUCCCCUAUUUUUUGACAUUAUUUUUUCAUUGAAAAAUUUUCACUUCGAGAUAUUUUUGAUUUUAGACUUAGGCUUAGGCUUAGUCAGUACCUUAGGCUUAACAAAGAUUUUAUUUUGCUCUAGGCUUAGGCUUAGCCAAGAUCUUAGGCGAUGAUGCAGAUUAGUUUCUCCCCCGAGCUGAUUGAGGAGAAAGAGGAGAAACGUGUUGCAGGUGGAGGCGAAACAAUGUAUUUUUCGAAUUUCGCCCCAUUUCUCCUCAUUUCUCCUCGGAGGAGAAACUCAUCUGCAACAUCGCCUUAGGCUUAAUAAAGAUUCUAGGCCUAGGCUUAGGCUUAGUCAGCACCUUAGGCUUAACAAAGAUUUUAUUCUAGGCUUAGGCUUAGGCUGAACUAAUAACCUAACUUUUAGGCUUAGGCUUAGCCAAGAUCUUGGGCUUAAUAAAGAUUCUAGGCCUAAGCUUAGGCUUAGACAAGAUCUGACUAAGUGAUUCAGGUCGAAAAAAAAAUAAUUUAAAAAAAAAUUUUGACAAAAAAUUUUUCAGCCAAAUUUCAAACCCAAAUUCUUUCAGAGAAACUCCACUCGAAAUCUUCUUUGAUGCCUCACUCAACACCCAAUCUUUCGACAAAACUCUUCCCCAAAUGCUCUUCUCAAUCGUCGAAAAAUGUCCAAUCGAUCUUCGCAAAUCUCUUCUAUCCAACAUCAUUCUAAUCGGCGGAGUUUCAACAAUUUGCGGCUUGAAAUCACGAAUCAAAGAGGAACUCAUCGAAAUAUGCCAAAAUGCGCAGAAAAAAUACGCAGAAGAUGUGAGAUUCUAUCAAUUUUCGAAACUCAAAAAUUAUCCAUUAUUUGGGGCGUGGCUUGGCGCAAGUCUUUUGGGUUCACUUCGAGAAACUGUGGAGAGGAAAAGUAUCAGUUUGCAAGAUUGGAAAAGUGGAAAAUUGGCUGAAGAUUGGACUGAUAUUAUUGAUAAAAAUGUAUAA
Messenger RNA from Caenorhabditis angaria, 1963 nucleotides. The record is from the annotation of a GenBank genome assembly. NCBI's taxonomy places the organism in Eukaryota, Metazoa, Nematoda, Chromadorea, Rhabditida, Rhabditidae.